Gossypium arboreum is the source of this 2611-nucleotide messenger RNA. RefSeq names its product E3 ubiquitin protein ligase RIN2-like. The transcript has 13 exons. The record is from RefSeq and is a predicted model, not a curated record. The coding region runs from base 349 to 2058 and encodes 569 amino acids. NCBI's taxonomy places the organism in Eukaryota, Viridiplantae, Streptophyta, Magnoliopsida, Malvales, Malvaceae. Gene Ontology annotation, molecular function: ubiquitin protein ligase activity; ubiquitin binding. Gene Ontology annotation, biological process: protein ubiquitination; ubiquitin-dependent protein catabolic process; positive regulation of plant-type hypersensitive response. Gene Ontology annotation, cellular component: ubiquitin ligase complex; plasma membrane; cytosol.
AAUUAAAAAUAAAAUUAUUAAUAAUAGGAUGACGAGUUUUUCUUCUUCUUCUUUUUUUUCUUGCGUUUCCCGCAAAAAAUAACUGCUCGUUUAAUUCUCAGAGUUUUCUUUAAAGAAAGGGAAAGAAAUUGUCGGUGAAUUGCGAAAACUCGUCAUAGCAUUUUCUUCAUCUUCUUUAGAUCGAAUCAGGUUCGUAUGGUUGCAAAGUAGCCUCAGUAAUUGACUUCAUUACCAUUGAUUGUGCCAAUUUCGAAGUUUGCUAUUAUUGCCCAGUGAUUAGUUAUGUUUAGUUGGUUCUAAUGAAAAUCAGCAAGUUCGUUUUUGGUGGAAAAGUUGUGUUUGUCACCAAUGGGUGUGAACUACUUGGUGAUCUCAGUGUUCUCUACAGCUUUAAGCUUUAUAGCUCUUCAACUUCGGACAGAAUUUUCACUACUUCAAACUGAUGGGUUAAUUACUGAGAAUUUUAUUCAUACGGAAAAUGUCAACCAUGUACCUGAGCUUCUUUUGGGUUCUUACUCCAUCAUGGCUCUGCUGGCAAAUUUUGUGCUCAAUGUAUUUAUUCUAGUCAUCCUUACUCUAAAGACUGUAUUCUUUGGUCAGUUAUACUCUUCAGAAAUUCGGAAAUUAAUAGAAUGCAUUAUCAACUAUGUUAUCUACAAGGGGACCUUUUUACCAUUAGUUAUUCCACCAACAAUAAUCCAAGCAGGUCUUUGGUUAAUCUGGUUGACUGUUAUAUGUUGUCUAAAGAUGUUUCAAGCUUUGGGCAGGGAUAGACUUGAGCAUUUGAAUGCAUCUCCUUCUGUUACACCGUGGGCAUACUUCCGUGUCUUUUCAGUGUUUCUCUUUGUCCUAUCUUUCAGUUUCUUCUGGAUAGGGCUGAGCUUUGUGCUAUUCAAAACACUGAAUCCGUCUAUGUUUCUGCUGUUGUUUUUUGAGCCUCUCAGUAUUACUUUUGAGACCUUGCAGGCAAUUUUGGUUCAUGGGUUUCAGCUGCUUGAAAUAUCAUUCCAUGCAGUGGGCAACACUGUAGAUUGCGAAAGAUCAAAACUAUUUGAUUUAUCAGUUGCAGGUUCGUUUUGGGAAUGGAAGGGCAUUCUUAUUCGCAAUCUAGGUUUCUUCCUUGACUUGGCAACACUGAUAAUGGCAGUUGGCCAUUAUGUGCUUAUUUGGUGGCUUCAUGGCAUGGCAUUCCAUCUAGCAGAUGCAGUUCUUUUCUUGAAUAUACGCGCAUUGCUAACUGCAAUUGUGAAACGAAUAAAUGGAUUUAUCAAAUUGAGAAUGGCAUUAGGUGCUCUUCAUGCGGCACUUCCUGAUGCAACAUCUGCAGAGAUACAGGCAUAUGAUGAUGAAUGUGCCAUAUGUCGGGAAUCUAUGGCCAAGGCUAAAAAGCUUCAUUGUAAUCACCUUUUUCAUCUUUCUUGCUUGAGAUCUUGGUUGGACCAAGGCUUAAAUGAAGCUUACUCAUGUCCAACAUGUAGAAAGCCACUUUUCCUGGGCAGAACUGAAAAUGAGGUGAAUUCCCGUCAAAUAAAUUCUGGACUUGAUCGGCAAAAUAUGCCUGGUCACACUUUAGCUACCGGAGUAUUCCCAAAUCAAAUGCAGAACCCAGUGGAGGGCAGCCCUUGGAGGAGUGCAGAACUGGAUUCAGGAUGGCUGCAUUCUUGGCCAACCCAGAGUGUUGAUGGAGCAGGUCCUUCUACCGGUGUUGGAUCUGUUGGACUUGGGAGAGUUCAUAUGAUGAUGAGGCAUCUUGCAUCUGUCGGAGAUACUGCUGUUGAACAUACUGCUCGGAGCCCCUGGUCCAUGAAUCUGUCUCAGGCCGCUGCAUCUGUUUCAUCAGUUCCACCAAAUGUCGGCGGAAGAUACCCUGGAAAUGCUGGCAGUUUACGUAUGAGGACUACCCCAAGUACAGGAAAUGGCAACAUAGCAAACAUACUUGCCAUGACUGAGACUGUACGAGAGGUUUUGCCACAUAUCCCGGAUGAGAUGAUUAUUCAGGACUUGCAGAGAACAAAUUCUGUUACUGACACAGUGAAUAAUCUUCUUCUCCAAAUGUGAUGAUGUGCUGUCUCCUUGGACACAUGCUUCAUCCAUUCUAGUUCAUUAACAAAUAUCCUGGUCUUUUAGCAUAUGUGAUGCUGAUGCCAAUGGCAAUGCCAACCUUUUUGAGGUUGUUGGGAUCAGAAAAUGGCCGGUUCCUCUUGUAUAAAUAUAUGAUGAUGGUUGGUUGCGUGAAUAUGAAGGCAAGGUUAGUGAAUCAGAUGGUGUUAUGGAUAGAAAAGAAAGCAUGAGAAGUUAACAGUUGUAUUGGUUUUUGUUGUUGUUAUUGUUUUAAUUUGAAAAAUAGAAGUUGGUCAUCAGCAAUGAGUACGAGGGUUGGCGUUGGUAAUGCCAUUCACAUUGGUCUUGAAUCUCGAUCCCACCACAGCUGAAGCAGCAAAAGGAGAGAGAAAGAGAGAGAAAGGCGUACAUUGUUUUGUUAGAUGUUUGUAUGAGAAUGGUGGCAGUGGAUCCGAAACUCUAACUUUACUUUGGGUUUUAAGUAGUAUUGUAACUACACCCACAAAUUUAAUAAAAAUAAAGCAGACUUUUGAUCUUGCAUUUACAGAAA